Messenger RNA from Oryza brachyantha (malo sina), 2817 nucleotides. RefSeq names its product proteinaceous RNase P 1, chloroplastic/mitochondrial-like. Gene Ontology annotation, molecular function: ribonuclease P activity; protein binding. Lineage: Eukaryota; Viridiplantae; Streptophyta; Magnoliopsida; Poales; Poaceae. The coding region runs from base 22 to 2655 and encodes 877 amino acids. Gene Ontology annotation, biological process: tRNA 5'-leader removal. The transcript has 10 exons. The record is from RefSeq and is a predicted model, not a curated record.
CAACCAGAGCCAGGAGGCUCCAUGCGACUCGCGGCGGCGGCGGCGGCGGCCCUGCGCACCACCGCCGCCCUCCUCCUCUUCCCGCCUCACCGCAGCACAUCCUCUCUGUGCCGCUCCUCAGUCCCCUUCGCCCGCCCGCGCCGCCACUCCUCUUCCUCCACCGCCAACGAAAGCAACGCCGCCCGCCGCCGCCGCGCCCGCGACUCGCCCGAGGGAAUCCUCAAGGGCCAACUCGACAGGUGCUCCCGCGCCAACGACCUCCCCACCGCCCUCCGUCUCUACGACGCCGCCAUCUCCCCCGCUUCCGCCGUCCCGCUCUCUGUCGGCCACUACAACUGCCUCCUCUACCUCUGCUCCAACGCCGCCGCCUCCUCCCCCGACGCCGCUCAGCGUGGCUUCGAUAUCUUCGCCAAGAUGGAGGCCUGUGGCGUCCAGCCCAACGAGGCAACCCUCACCAUCGUCGCCCGCCUUGCCGCCGCCCGCCGCGACCCCGCCAUGGCCUUCUCCAUCGUCCGCCGCAUGGCCACCGCCGGCACCGCCCCUCACCUCCGCUCCUACGGCCCGGCCCUCUCCGCCUACUGCGACGCAGGAGACGCCGACGGGGCCACCGAGGUCGAGGCUCACAUGGACGCUUCCGGGGUCGUGCCUGAGGAGCCCGAGCUCGCUGCGCUGCUCCGCGUCAACUCUGCUAGUGGGAGAGCCGACCAGGUGUACAGGCUCCUGCACAGGGCACGCGUUAUUCUUCGCCAGGUGAGUGACGCAACCGCCCUGUUAGUCGAGUCCUGGUUUGUCUCCGACGCGGCGUCAGAGGCCGGGCUGGACGAUUGGGACGCCACCAAGGUGAAGGAAGGGGUGUGCAAUGGUGGCGGCGGCUGGCAUGGCCAGGGGUGGCUCGGCAAGGGCCAAUGGAGCGUUGCCCGAAGCGAGAUGGACAAGGAUGGCACAUGCCAGCGCUGCGGGGAGAGGCUUGUGUGUAUAGACAUCGAUCCAUCAGAGACACAAAACUUUGCCGACUCGGUUGCUCAAAUAGCGAUCAAACGGGACGUCAAUUUUAUGCUUUUUCAGGAAUGGCUCCAGCACAAUGGACCAUUUGAUGUCGUUAUUGAUGCCGCUAACAUUGGCCUUUACCACCGGAACGGUUUCAGUUUUUCUGAGGUGAACCGUGUUGUGAAAGGCAUACAGAGAAUAACUAAGUCAAAGAAAUUGCCACUGAUCAUUUUGCAUAAGAACCGAGUAAACAAUGGUCCUGCAAAACAUCCACAGAAUCAAAAGCUUCUGGAGAGUUGGCAGAGGGCUGGAGCACUAUAUGCUGCACCUCCUGGUUCUAAUGAUGACUGGUAUUGGCUGUAUGCUGCUGUUAGAUGCCGGUCAUUGCUUGUUACAAAUGAUGAGAUGCGGGACCACUUGUUUCAACUACUUGGCACUAGUUUUUUCCCCAGAUGGAAGGAGAAGCAUCAGGUCAGGUUAACGUUAUCGGAUGGUGUUUGGAAUUUUCACCUGCCGCCUCCGUAUUCAAUUGUCAUUCAGGAAUCUGAAGAGGGAAGCUGGCAUGUACCAACAACAAAUGGUGAUGAUAUUGAAAAACCACGGCAGUGGAUUUGUGCUACUAGGAGAAGUUCACAGAAAUCAUCUCAGGCACUUGCAAGGGCAGCUGGAGUAGCGAAUGGGAGAAAGCCGCGUGGAGGCAACGGGCCCGUGGCCGAGGCGCAUCGUCUUCCAGCCACAACCACCGUCCCCCUCGCUCUCCCUCCCUCCCUCCUGCUCUCAUCCAAUUCAACUUGGACCACCAGCUUCCUCUUGCAUCUUCCGUCGGAGGCCAGGCGAGAGGAAGAAUAUGGAGGGCCCUGCAGCUUCACGACGAUGCCAGCAGUAGAAGCAGCUGCAUCAUCGAUGAUGGCGUCGCGCAGCGCCGCUCUGUGCUUCUCCUCCGCCGCCGCCGCUCGGAGCCGGCACAGCAGGAGGUGCUUCUUGGCCGUCAGCUGCGACGCCAGGGCCUCAGACCUACUCUAUUCCUCGCUGGCUGCCAAGCUGCUCGGCCCUCCGACCAGCUUCGACGCCGGCAAGCUGACGGUGGAGUUCGCCAACAGCCACAGCCACAGCAGCAAGCGCGUCGGCUUCCCCAGGGCCUACACCCUCACCCACUGCGACUUCACCGCUAACCUCACCCUCGCCGUCUCCGACACCAUCGCCUCCGACCGCCGCCGCCUCAGGGCAGACGACGUCUUCGCGGAGUGGAAGCAGCAGCAGGACGCCGGGGGCAUGGCCCUGCACGUCCACUGCUUCGUCAGCGGCGCCAACAUCCUGCACGGCAUCGCCGCCGGCUUCAGAUACUACGUCUUCUCCAAGGAGCUGCCGCUGGUUCUCAAGGCGGUUGUUCAUGGCGAUGCUUUGCUGUUCGCGGAGAAGCCGGAGCUGCUGGAAGCGAAGGUGUGGGUGCACUUCCACUCCAGCUCCAACACCAAGUACAACAGGCUCGAGUGCUGGGGUUCUCUCAGGGAGGCCGCCGACGCCAAGACCACAUUGCGCAAGAGGCAACUGGACGGCCGGCUGGAGCAACUGCACAACGCAAUCGCCAAAGGCACAAGACGAAGGCGUAGGAGGAACUGGUCUAGCCCGGACGCCAUCUUCAGCGCCCUGCUCGCCCUUCUCCUUUGAUUCCACUCCACUACACAUUGAAUUCUUCCUUACAGCAAGCGACAUACGGAUACAAUUCAUUCUUUGCUGUGCAUCCACCGGACACUUGACAUGUAUGUAUAGUAUGUAUCAUCAACAAAAAAGAAACAAUCAAUCGUGCUUUCUGAUGCAAGCAUUCUUAAA